AUGGCGGGCCCUUCAGCAUCAGGAGCAACCUCUUCAAGAUGGUAUAAGCCAAUGCCAGGCUUCCACCCACAUCAACCCGCAUUUAAGCACCGAUGGGGCGCCAAGCUGCUAGGUGCCACCAUGUGGUUCUGGAUCUUCUACAGAGCUAAGCAGGAUGGUGCUGUUCUUCUUGGCUUGAAACACCCUUGGGACGGUCACGGACACCACGACCACCACGGUGAUGGCCACGAUGAGGGCCACCACUAA
This is a messenger RNA of Ustilago hordei, 246 nucleotides long. RefSeq lists its product as uncharacterized. The record is from RefSeq and is a predicted model, not a curated record. Gene Ontology annotation, cellular component: mitochondrial inner membrane. NCBI's taxonomy places the organism in Eukaryota, Fungi, Basidiomycota, Ustilaginomycetes, Ustilaginales, Ustilaginaceae. The coding region runs from base 1 to 246 and encodes 81 amino acids. The transcript is spliced from 2 exons.